Magallana angulata is the source of this 3529-nucleotide messenger RNA. RefSeq names its product mucin-3A-like. NCBI's taxonomy places the organism in Eukaryota, Metazoa, Mollusca, Bivalvia, Ostreida, Ostreidae. Bases 416 to 3514 code for a protein of 1032 amino acids. The transcript has 10 exons. The record is from RefSeq and is a predicted model, not a curated record.
UACCCAGCAUACCUAAAGGGCAGCAGAGGGUAGAGAAAUGCUAGGUGACUAAAUGUUUUUGGAUAAUAGGUUAAUCUAUUCAACAGGCUUGUUUUAUCUAAAUGUUUACAUUUUGUAUCUGCAGUGCUGAAUAAUAAUUUGACAGGAAAUAUCGAAGUGAAUCGGGCACGCCUUUUUUGUGGAAAUUAAUCAGGAAAGACCGUUCAACAUUGUGACUUGUGCAAUCUCAAUAAUUAAAGGAAACAUCGAUGACCAUGGUUUCUGUCAUGAACAAAAACUUAACGUAACAUUCUGCGUUUAUUGUGGAUCCGGUGUUCCAGACUAUAUUGCAGUUACAAUAGUGGCAGGUGAAAACGACCCCAAUGGGGCCUAUCAGUUAUUCUGUGUGACACCUCAAUGGAUUUGUUCUGGCUCUAUGACAGAAACCUACAAUACAACUAGUGAUACACUAGAGAUAGGAUUUAUAUUCAAUCAUUCAAUUCAUGGUGGCCGUUACUUAAGGAUAAUACGUGAACGAAACGGCAGUCAAGAAAAUCAACAAAUCCUACUGAAACCUUGCUUUUCAGAAUUUACAACAAACGCCAGCUUCUAUAAUGAGUCUCUCAUUACUGUUAGUUGUCAGCAUUCGUCCUUCAAUUAUUCCAAUUCCCCAAUAAGAAUAAAGAUUGAAGACGGAACAGAAUUUGGCGCUUGCUCAAAAAUGAGCUGCUUCGGAUGCAAAAGGCUCCCAGAUGGCAUACAAUGCAUGGUGCCGUAUAUUCCAGGAAAAGCAAUACAGUGUAUAUUAGAUGGGGCAGUCUACAAUAUUAGGGCUCCAGAUAUUGCAACAACAGCCUUAACUUCAGAAACAACAGAAACUAUAAGUACAACGCUGCAAGGCACCUCAAAAGAUACCACAUACAUGACACAAGACACCUCAUAUACGUCACCAGAAAUCGAAUUACCAACAACAUCAACUAAAAAUUUAGAUAUAGGUAGAGUUACGUCAACCGAAAAGUCAACAAAUUUGCAAAAUGUGACAACCAUACCAGAAAGCUCAGCGACAUCUAGUAAAAUAAUCACGACAACGGUUGAAAAUUCUUCCAUGUCACGUGAACAGAAUGUAACAACACCGUUGACAAAAGGUUCAUCAACCUCUAAAAGUAUAAUAACAACAGAUAACUUGCCAGGAUCCUUAAAUAUAACAACAGAGUAUCCGAAUAGUUUGUUAACUGAACAAGAUACCGUUUCUUUCUCAGAAGGUCCAUCAACCUCUAAAAGUAUAAAAUCAACAGAUAACUUGCCAGGAUCCUCAAAUAUAACAACAGAGUAUCCGAUAAGUUUGUCAACUGAACAAGAUAUCGCUAUGUUCACAGAAGGUCAAUCAACCUCUAAUAGUAUUACAUCAACAGAUAACUUGACAGGAUCCUUAAAUAUGACAACAGAGUCUACGAAUAGUUUGCCAACAGAACAAAGAAUCGUCACGUCCACAGAAGAUUCAAAAAUCUCUGUGGAAACAAUCGGAAGCAGAAGAGUUAACGAAGAAACGACAACUGAGUAUUUAGAAACGACUGUAAAGCCAACAAACGCUUCAUCAAAUGGAGCAAUUACGAUAAUCAAUCAGAACAUAAUCGAUCAAGGAUUCUGCCAUAAACAGGACGUCAACAUUCAGUUGUACAUUAACUGCGGCAUACCUUUCUCUGCCACCAUUACUGUGGCUAUAGUGACAAGCAAAUAUGAAACCAACCCAAACACCAUCUUGACCUGCAUGAGGUCUAAUGACAGCACGUGGAAUUGUCCCAGAUUUGAUAUUAUGACAGGGAAACUCAAUUCAUCUAGUGGUAUAUUAGAUAUAAAUUUUAAAUUCAAUUUCACGAUCCAUGCAGGAUAUUAUGUAAGGCUGACAUCUUCAUGUGAUGGAAACCAAGAAUCGAAGCAUAUUCAUCUUAUACCAUGUUUUUCAGGAUUUACAGUUAAUGCUACCUUCUACAAUGCCACUUCAUUUGUCAUCAUUUGUCAGCAUACGUCAUUCAACGACUCCAGCUCUCCGAUCAGAAUCAAAUUAAAGGGAGGCAACGACCUUGGGGCAUGUUCCAAAAUCAGCUGUAAUAGUUGCAAAAGAUUACGAGAUGGUAUACAAUGUUAUGUAUUGUAUGACCCUGAAAGUAUAUACCAGUGUGUGUUGGACGGUGCAAUCUAUAACAUAAGUCUACCAACAACGCAGCCAGAAAUUCCAACAACAACGCCACGAAACGUGUCUUCUUCACAAACGGUAACAACGGCAUCAGAAAACACAACAGUGUCAGAAAAAAGCGUAUUGUCUUCUACAGAUAGCUCAUCAACAACGUCACAUAGACUUCUUACGUCAAGUGAGGGAUCAACAGCAUACACCUUAUUUACAAAAACAUCAUCGGAAGGCACAAUUGUUGAAACGUUUAAUUUGACGUUAAUAGAUAAUAGCCAAGCUACGUUUUCCAAAGACCAUUUAACAACAGAGAGCACAGGACCUGGAGAGAUUUCUACGUCACAGGACGACAUAGAAAGUUCAUCGACGUCACGAGAAAACGUUGAAAGUACAACCAGUGCGCCACAUUUUGAAUCAACGUCAAUACAAUCAACGAAAACUAUAACAACAGCUCCAAGAGAUGUUUCAGAAUUUAAUGUACAGUCGUCCUUCUUCAACGAUACUUCUGUCAUCAUUAAUUGUCAACAUACUUCGUUCAACUAUUCCAGCUCUGUGAUCAGAAUCAAAUCAGAGGGAGGGGACGACUACGGGUCAUGUUUCAAAACCAUGUGUAACGGUUGUAAAAGGUUACCAGAAGGUAUACAAUGCAUAGUGCCAUAUACUCCUGGUAAGAUAUUACAGUGCAUAUUUGAUGGUACAGUCUACAACAUAAGCAUCCCAGCAAAUCAAGUUACCCAAACAACCUUACCAGGGACCACAACAACAUCAGAGAGGACCACGGCGAUUUCAGAAUAUCACUCUUCUUUGACCACAAGUAUGACAUCAAAAAUACGGGAAAGCUCAACAACACAAACAUUUACUUCGCCUGCGAGAUUAUCAACAGAACAGAGUUUAACAACCGGGCUUACAGACUUAACAACUGAACAUAUUUUUAGGACAACAGAGUCACAAAACUCACUAACAUCAAGAAAUAUAACACCAUCAACGCCUGAUAUUUCAUCGACGUCGCCAAUUAUUACGACAACCUCCCCGAGUGAAAUUAAAACGUCACCAAAUGUCAUGCUUACGUCAUCUAGUAUUUUUUCAACAUCAAAACGAAAUACCGUGAUGACUACUUUACCAGGAACGCAAACGUCAGGAGGAUCCGCAUUGAUAUCAACCCUAAAACCAAUAGAUGUUUCAGAAUUCACUGUAAAUGUGACCUUUCAUAAUGAAUCUUUCAUCAACGCUAGAUGUCAGCAUUCAUCAUUCAAUUACACCAGUUCAACAAUACGAAUUAAAGUAAAAGGGGGAAACGACUACGGCGCAUGCUCAAGAUACAGCUGUAACGGCUGCGCAAGUAUGAAAUAAUAAUCAGAAAAUAAA